AUGCCGAAAGGAGGAAAGAAAGGUGGCCAUAAAGGUCGCAUGAGAACUUACACAAGUCCUGAAGAAAUAGACGCUCAAAUGAAAGAAGAAAAAGAGCGAGAAAAGAAUGAAGAAGAAGAGGGUGCAGCAGUGAACGACAACCAGAGUGAGGACAAACUGACAGCAUCAGGUUCAGAGGACAGUGACGAUGAGGGCUCUCGGGUAAGAAGGGUGUUGAUAGAGAUUGAAAAUCCUAAUCGAGCGGCCCAAAAAACAAAGAAAGUCACAGACAUAGAACUCGAGGGUCCCAGACAGCUUUCCAGAAGGGAAAGAGAAGAGAUUGAAAAACAAAAGGCCAAGGAGAGGUAUAUGAAAAUGCAUUUAGUAGGAAAGACAGACCAAGCUAAAAAUGACCUUGCUCGACUCGCCAUUAUCAGAAAGCAACGUGAGGAGGCUGCACGGAAAAAAGAAGAGGAACGUAAAGCAAAAGAAGCAGCGGAGGCAGCAGCAGCAGCUAAAGGACUACAUACGUUGUCUCUCAAAUAAUCCAAAUAGUGGAUUCUUUAGAUGUUUUGAUGCAUUUGUGGACAGUAUUUGAUUAUAUUGACAAUGUUAUUUUUGAAGACAAAUCAAAAUAUAAUGUAGGAUGCUAUAACACAACGUUCCAUUGAAAAGGAAUAUUUCAGAGUAUAUUAAUCUAGAAAGCAGGCAUUUAAUUGUCCAAAUAAAAUGCCUUUGUGAGAGCCCUGAUGCUUCACUCUUAUAUCUUAAUGCUUGCUUUCACUUUGAUAUUAGGAAUAUAUAUUUAUUCAUAUAUUUACACAUUGCCACAUGUAACUGAGUCAACUUUGCUGUCUGAGUUUAAAUAAUUAUAGUAAGGACAACAAUUUUAUAAUCUGUCAUCAGUUGUAAAGGACCUGGUGUUAUUUAGAAUGAUGUUCUGAUGGUAUUCUCUUCUUCAAAUGAUGUAAAGAAUAACAUACACCAAUAAAAUGUCAGAACGUUUAUAUAUAUAUAUAUAUAUAGCUUAGUAGUAUUCUUUUAACUCUUCUGAGAAACUGUUUUGAUUGAGGUGU
Molecule: messenger RNA, 1055 nt
Organism: Carassius carassius (crucian carp)
Lineage: Eukaryota; Metazoa; Chordata; Actinopteri; Cypriniformes; Cyprinidae
Product: 28 kDa heat- and acid-stable phosphoprotein-like
Exons: 6
Coding region: 1-525 (174 amino acids)
Cellular component (GO): cytosol
Molecular function (GO): RNA binding
Source: RefSeq, a predicted model, not a curated record